This is a messenger RNA of Strigops habroptila (Kakapo), 1662 nucleotides long. It is a transcript of the gene NXPH4, whose product is annotated as neurexophilin 4. The record is from RefSeq and is a predicted model, not a curated record. NCBI's taxonomy places the organism in Eukaryota, Metazoa, Chordata, Aves, Psittaciformes, Psittacidae. The transcript is spliced from 2 exons. Bases 65 to 880 code for a protein of 271 amino acids. Gene Ontology annotation, molecular function: signaling receptor binding.
GCCGCCUCCCGCCUCCGCCCGCCCUGCGCGCUCCGUCCAGCCCGGGAGCCCCGGGAGCCCCGCGAUGCUCCGCCGCCGCCUGCCCCUGCUCGGGCCCUGGCUGCUGCUGCAGGCGGUGUGUGCUGGGGGCCACAUCGCCAAGACCCUGGGGUACCUGGAGCUGGGCACCUCCGGCCUCCUCAAAGAUGUUCCCUACGGCACCCUGAAGCCUCCGGUGCUCGACCCUGGGCGGCUGAUUCCGGCUGAGCCCCCUCGGGGCGCGGGGACACCCUCGGGUGCUGCAUGGAGCCCCUGGGACUGGCAGAAGAACCAGACAAUAGGGGAGCUGCCGAGCCCCCGCGCCCGGCGCAAGCCCUCUCUCAAAUCCAGCCGCACCAAGAAGAUCUUCGGAUGGGGCGACUUCUACUUCAACAUCAAGACACUCAAGUUCAGCCUGUUGGUGACGGGGAAGAUUGUUGACCACAUCAACGGGACCUUCAGCGUCUAUUUCCGACACAACUCCUCCAGCCUGGGCAAUGUCUCGGUCAGCAUCGUGCCCCCUUCCAAGGCGGUGGGCUUUGAGGUGCUGGUGCCUGCCCCACCGCCGCUUUCCCUCCCACCCCUCCAGCAGAGCACCCUGCCCGAGGGGCGCCCAGCCAAAGCUCUCAACUGCCACGUGGAGUAUGAGAAGACGAACCGGGCGCGGAAGAACAAGCCGUGCCUGUACGACCCGUCCAAGGUGUGCUUCACCGAGCACACGCAGAGCCACGCCGCGUGGCUCUGUGCUAAGCCCUUCAAGGUCAUCUGCAUCUUCAUCUCCUUCCUCAGCAUCGACUACAAGCUGGUCCAGAAGGUCUGCCCUGACUACAACUUCCAGCACGACAACCCCUACUUUGGCUGAUGGCUGCGGGAAGGGGUUGUUGGGCACCAGAGCUGGAGGCAAAUGGGGGCCAGGGGCUCCUGGACCCCAUCCUGGCUGCACAGUGCCCCCCAUUGCUGCCGCACCGGCCUCCCCUUCCUCACUGCAGCAGCUCCCCGGGGCACAGGGCAUGACCGGUGCAGGGGUGCUGGUCCCAAUGCCCACAGUGUGCCGCACUCCCAUGCACUGGGCUGGGGUCCCCAGGAGCAUGCGGGCAAGUCGGGAGGUACAGCCCCAUGCAAUGGCAUCAGCCGGGUGCAUAUCACCCCCGGGGCAGGCACAGUUGUAACUGGGGGUGAUUUGGGGUCGCGGUGCUGGGCAGACCUCAGGCUUCACCCCCUGUGCUGGGGGGGCUUCACCCCUAUGCAGCCAUUGGAGACAUACAUGCAUGGGUGUGUGGACAUGUGUGUGCACGCCAGUCUGUGUGUGUGCAAGGGCACGUGUCCAGGUGGUUUGGAGCCUGUGCCCCCCCUCAUGGCCCCUCUCAGGCUGCGGCAGGGUUGGGGGCACCAAACGAAGCCCCCAAAUGGAGCCCCCCCCCCCGAUUUGACACCCUCCCCCCAAGGCUGCUGCCUGCCCACCACCGCCAGUGAAGAAGUACCACAGCCGGGGCCUGGGGGGCCAGGGCCCUUGCUUGGGGCUGCUGCCCCCCCCCACCCCCCCCCGGCUCUGGGCAGGGACUUCCUCAUAUUUUUUUAAGAAAAUUAAAAUGGAAAAAAAGCAGAAAAUAAAGAAAAACAUUGGGGAAAAAAAAAAGGAAAAGU